ACGGGCAAUAUCGAGAGUUUUUCGACAAUAAUCAAAGCACCCCCGAAGGAUCCUACGGAAAAGAUUUCAUUCUUGGAGACUUCAGUACGCGAAACCCAAAUGUACACCGAUUAUAUACCGGCGUUUGAAAAGUUGUACCGUGACAGGGGAGUCCAGGUUCAGUUUGCCCCAAGCUGUCUCAAGUCGUGCCAAGGUAUUCCUGAGGAUCUGCUAGUAUUGGACGACCUGACAAAUAGUGGCAAUCGUAUGGCGGAUCGUCGUGCUGGCUUGGACUUGAAGCACACAGAAUUGGCACUGGAUUUGCUGGCGAAAUUCCACGCAGCCUCCGCGGUGUACGUGGAUCAUGGGCAUACCUUUACGGAAGAGUUUGUUGGGCCGAAACCGGUCGAAGGGUUCAGAAAAAUGUGCAAAGAUAUAUUUCAACCGAUUCUGGAUGAUCUAAUACAGGGCAUGGCGAGUUGGAAUCUCGAGCCGGAAUACUAUACCGACUUGCAAGAACUAGCACGGCAUAUGUUGGACGAAUUGGCACCUAUGAUGGCUCCUUGCGAUGAUCAGUUCAAUGUUCUGAUUCACGGUGAUCUGUGGACCAAUAACAUGCUUUUCAAAUACGACACAAACUCUAGUAUUCCAUCAGCAGCCACUUUGCUAGACUUUCAAGUAUGCUGCUGGGCAUCUCCGUUGGUCGAUUUGCACAAUUUCCUGUUUUCAUCUGUCUGUGCCGAAUUGAUGCUGCCCAAGCUGAACUACUUCCUGCGCUUCUACCAAGAACGUUUGGCCGAGAGUCUGGUGUUGUUGGGUUACACGAAACGUCUGCCAACGUUACAGCAACUUCACGUGGAUUUCACCGACCAUCUUCUGUACGGUUUCUUCAGUGCGAUGCUGAUGCUGCCAUUUGUGUUAGUUCCAGAUACGGAAGACGCAUCGCUAGGUACCAUGCUAGAACCGGGCACCGAUUCUUGGCAACGGUUCCUGAAGAAGAUGUUUCGUAACGACCAGUUAAGAACUCAUCUAAAAAUGCUAAUCCCAUACUUCCGUGUACGCGGUAUUCCAUGUCAGGCGAAAUGAUUUGUCGCAAGCAUUAUC
Anopheles bellator is the source of this 1083-nucleotide messenger RNA. RefSeq lists its product as uncharacterized. NCBI's taxonomy places the organism in Eukaryota, Metazoa, Arthropoda, Insecta, Diptera, Culicidae. The record is from RefSeq and is a predicted model, not a curated record. The annotation marks the transcript as partial. The transcript has a single exon.